This is a messenger RNA of Penicillium bovifimosum, 3525 nucleotides long. RefSeq names its product putative C2H2 transcription factor (AmdX) (gene amdX). Gene Ontology annotation, cellular component: chromatin. The record is from RefSeq and is a predicted model, not a curated record. Gene Ontology annotation, biological process: DNA-templated transcription; regulation of transcription by RNA polymerase II. The transcript has 3 exons. Bases 1 to 3525 code for a protein of 1174 amino acids. Gene Ontology annotation, molecular function: zinc ion binding; RNA polymerase II cis-regulatory region sequence-specific DNA binding; DNA-binding transcription factor activity, RNA polymerase II-specific. NCBI's taxonomy places the organism in Eukaryota, Fungi, Ascomycota, Eurotiomycetes, Eurotiales, Aspergillaceae.
AUGCUAUCGGAUGGUAUGGUCGGACAAAAUCACGAUCAUAAAGUGGGCGACCUAGCCAGUAUCAACGAAAUCCCCGGAAACAUGCCUGCUCCCAAAGACUCGAAGAAGCAGACCGACCUGAACGGUCAAACAGGGGUCAAUGGCAAUAUUCCGCCCCCUAAGACAGACAAGCCUCGCCCCCACGUCUGCACCACCUGCGGUCGUUCAUUUGCGCGACUGGAGCACCUAAAGCGCCAUGAGCGCUCUCACACCAAGGAAAAACCAUUCGAGUGCCCAGACUGCGCACGAUGCUUUGCUCGACGCGAUUUGCUCCUGCGACACCAGCAGAAGCUACACAUGACCACCACGCCGUCUUCUCGACCGAGAAAUAGUCGCCGUGAGAGCACGGGUGCUGCCCCCAGUGCCAACCGAGUACGCAAGAACUCCGUUGCUAACAACUCGUCGUCUUCUUCUUCUAUGCGCCCGAGGGCCAACACUAUUAGCCACGUUGAUGGGGCUUUGGGUAUUCCCGGCGCCGGUAAUCCGUCGUCGGCGCCCACCCAUUCCGGUCACUCAUAUCAUGCUAGCCUUAGUUCUUCAGUUGGCACAGCCCUGGACUAUAGAGGUUUCGGCUCUGGAAACAAUUCUCUGAAUGGUCUUCCGAAGAUUGAGACUUCCGGGCUGCACAUGGACAUGUCUGGAGGACUUCGGACUGCUCCAGUGUAUGGAAGCUAUGAUACGGGCAUCGACGGCAUGCUCAUGGGUCACGGUAGUACCAUCAACCCAGCACAAUUACAUUUUGCAGGAUCUCCACAAGGCUUCGGCGAUUCGCCCUCGUCUCCCUUCGGUCACUACCCCAACGGACUUCCGUCAUCUGCGGAUCCCAUGAUGGACGAAGAUAUGAACUUCGACUGGAUGAACGGGUUCGAUUCGGGCAUGGGGAUGGGCAACGGCAACGACUCGGUUGUUGACGAGUCCUCGCCCUCGGCGAUGAGCACUGGUAGCCAGAGCGGAAUCAGCGAGGCCAUGCUGGACGGCCCGAACCGCAUUCCCAUCUCCAAUGGUUGGCACAACCCGUUCCCUUCGCACCACCAGGCCAAUCAGUUCGCGAUUGAUUUUUCACCGACGACUUUGAAUGAUCUGGGGAUUCCCCCGGAAACCGUGUCGCCCAAGUCUCUAAUGGCCCAGAAUCCGUUUGCUGAGACGUAUGCCACGCCUCCCUCUAUGACUUCAGUCGGCCAGCCCAUCAUGGGAGGACAUUCGCAGAGUAUGUUUUCAUCCUCUCUGGCCACAAACGGAGAAUCUCCUAAUCCUCUCAACGUUCCUUUCACGAAUAGUGCCCUUCGAAAUGAACAUGCCGUCUCAACGGAUACAUUUACAGACUCCACACGACAGGCUCUAUUAGCCGGCAUGUCGGGCUCCACUGGCUUCGAUCAUCGCAGAUAUUCUCAGCCCGCAAGUGGACUUCUAAAUAGUCGCGAACUGUUCCGCUCGACUGGCUUCAACAGCUCCGGUCAACUACCCAGCACCUCGGACUUGCAGCGAUACAUCUCGUCCUACGUCUCCUUUUUCCACCCGCAUAUCCCGUUCCUCCAUAUCCCGACCCUCAAUUUCCAAGCUCCCGAGUUCACCAACAAUCUGCGCACGCCGAGCGGGCAUCUCAACCUCAGCUCCACCGGCGUCGCUGGAGGCGGUGGCUGUUUGAUUCUCUCCAUGGCCGCCAUCGGUGCUUUGUACGAAUCAGCUUCCGCUGCCUCCAAGGACCUUUUCGAAGCCGCAAAAAAGAUGAUACAAUUAUAUCUUGAAGAGCGACGGAAGGCGGACAUGUCUGCUGCUCUCAAUCGUCCAUCUCCCUCUCUCAAUCGUCCAUCUCCCCCUCGCGAUAACUCUGUUCACAACACCCCGCUUUGGCUAGUACAAGCGAUGCUUUUAAAUGUGAUAUACGGCCAUGCCUGUGGCGACAAGACCUCUGCAGACAUCGCUAGCACGCACUGUGCUGCUUUGGUCAGCCUAGCACGUGCAGCCGAAUUGACACAUCACUUGGAUCCCAAGCAUCUGCCACAAGAUCAUCUCACUGCUGGAGUUGACGGAAACGAUUCUCCUGGUGACUCGGAGAACUGGACGUCCUCGUCAUUUACUCAACCGAAAGAGCGCCAAGAUUGGCUGAACUGGAAGGUCGUAGAAGAGCGAAAACGUACACUCUACGCUAUCUUUGUUGUCUCCAGUUUCCUCGUUUCGGCCUACAACCACGCACCCGCUCUCACAAACUCGGAAAUUCGCCUUGAUCUCCCCUGCGAAGAAGACGUGUGGGCGGCCGAAUCCCCCCAAGCGUGGAAAAGGAUGGGCGGCCAAAUGGCUUCGAAGAAGACUUUGUCGUUUUCGGCUGCUUUGACCUCUCUCUUGACUGCCGGCCAACGAGAACAGAGCCAAUCGGCAAACCUGUUCUACAACGCAAAUGACUUGGCAAAUUCCGAGAACCGGCCUAGUACGUUUGGCUGCUUGGUACUCAUUUACUCUCUGCAUAAUUAUAUCUGGGAAACCCGCCAAAGACACAUGGGUCGACAAUGGACAACCCAGGAGACUGAUGCCAUGCAAUCACAUAUCGAGCCCGCUCUACGGGCGUGGCAAGCAGCAUGGGCUAGCAACCCCGUCCACAGCCUUGAGCGACCGAAUCCGUUCGGCGCUGGGCCGUUGUCUGCAGACAGUAUCCCGCUUCUGGACUUGGCAUACGUCCGUUUGUUUGUCAACUUAGGCCGAAGCAAAGAGGCUUUCUGGCAACGAGAUUGGAAUGGCAUGGCGGAUGAGCUAGCGCGAGGCACCGAGACUUUCCAACAGCAAGGCAAUGACAUGAACGACGUUGUAGACCCGUCACUCACAGGCCACAUUGAUACUAGACGAGAUUCCAUCGCCGACCUAGGAGUCUCGGACCUAGCAAUCUCCAAGACGCCGACGCAGGAAGAGCCGAUGCAGACCCUGUCCAAUAUCUACAAGUCUAGCCAAUCCAAACGUGAAAGGCAUCUGCGGAAAGCAGCAUUCUACGCAGCGGACUCCAUCUCGAUGUCUGACCGUCUUGGUAACACGUUUAUCGAGUUCACGUCACGGGAAUUGCCCAUCCAGUGCGCAAUGUGCCUAUUCGAUUGCGCACAGGUGCUAGCAGAAUGGAUCACAACCGUUCAAGAACGUGUGGGUACCUAUCUGGGUGUCUUGGGUCGCGACGACGCGGACUUGACUCAAGUACCGGGAGUCAUGCUCUUAGAAGACGAAGAUUGCAAGCUCGUGGACAAAAUCAAGGAGAUCCUGGGCAGUAUCGAAUCAAAGAUGCAGCGCCAGGUCCAGAACAACAAUUCCGCGUCCGCGCUGAGUAUCAUGCAACGGCUACCCAGUGUCGUGGAAGGAGGUUACGGAUGUAAAAUAUUGAUUGCGACAGCCAGCAUCCUGGAAAGAGCUGCUGUCUGGCCAGUGACGAAAUUGAUGGCCCGCUCGCUCGAAGCCCAAGCUAUGCGAAUGAAGGAGCGUACCGAGCACUCCGUUAUGAUGACCACUUAA